This is a messenger RNA of Fonsecaea pedrosoi CBS 271.37, 1605 nucleotides long. RefSeq lists its product as uncharacterized. Lineage: Eukaryota; Fungi; Ascomycota; Eurotiomycetes; Chaetothyriales; Herpotrichiellaceae. The coding region runs from base 1 to 1605 and encodes 534 amino acids. The record is from RefSeq and is a predicted model, not a curated record. The transcript is spliced from 4 exons.
AUGAGUAUCGUGCUCGCUCAGACUUCUGCGACGCAAUAUGUCCCCAAAUAUCUCUUUGUUUCGGCCGACUGCCAUCGAGGGACGGGCAAAAGUCGCCAUGUCAUGAAAGAAUUUCUCCGCAAGCGCAAAUCAAUCCGCCGCCAGGAGCAAUUGGCCGCACGAUCGCAAAGCCGUGUGCUUCCCUGGCUACGUCGAGAAGAUAUGGAACAAAUGGGGCCUCGAAUAGAUUCCUCUCCCGCGGUCAUAAAUGGCGGAGGAUCCUCCGAGGCUCCAAGUGACUCCAGUUCGAGACCUACUUCUCCUCAACAAACUCAAAGGACAGUUGUUAGCACAACAGGCCAGUUGCACUCGCCAUCAUGUCUCGCUUCGCCGCGCUCUCUUCCCGACCCAACAGAGCCCCCGGAGAACUGCAUGAACGCUCCUGACAACUCGCAUGAGCUGCUUGACUACUUGAACCGUUCCGUUAUAUGUCGACUGUACGAGACCGACCAGUCGAGCAACGUCAAUUCUCCAGCGACCGCCAUGGUGAGCCAUAUCAUACCUCGCGCAGUGCCGGCGCGAAUACUCCUCGCAAUUUCCAGUCUUCAUCAUGAUAUCGACGCAGGGCACCAAACACCCAGCUCAACAACCCUCAGCUUGAUGCUCGAAGGCAUCGGCUCCCUAAAAGAGCAACUAAAAAGUCCUCUGGCGGUGUCCGACGACACCAUCCUGGCCGUAAUCAACCUAUGGGUAUACGAAGUUACGUUAUCGAUAGGAUCCUCUAAGAGUGGGUCGAGCUCCGGGGCCAACCAAGGGAGAAUACUCCCCAAGUCAUUGACCGACAAUAUCCAGACACAUUUGAAUGGGCUUCAACGAUUCAUCGAGUGCCGCGGCGGGUUGCGCAACCUUUUACCAGAGACCCUGUGGCUUCUUGCUUGGUGUGUUUGUACCCUCCCAGGAUAUUCCCCUAUCGACACCAGGAUGAUGGCGCCCGACGCUGGCAGAGACGGAGCCCCGCGAGCAGGGGCCAGCACCUCCUACCGCCCGUCCCGACUGUUUGAGACACUGUCCAAGGUUCAAAAGCACGCAUCAUUGCGUCGUUUUCAGCCAAACGUCCUCCACGAACAACCAUUUGCACCCCUGAGAACCGUACUGUUGCGAUUGAACGUGAUGAGGCUUGCUCUCCACGGCCAAAAGACGCCGAUGAACAGACUCCGCAAGACGACAUCGCUGAUAUCAACGUUACUCUUCAUCUUCGACGUCUUCCAGGAGGCGACCGACUCCGCUCACGGAGGAAACCCCAUCCACAAAGACCAAUUGCUUGCCGUCCAGCAGCGAUUCGUGGAUCACCAAAUCGACAAAGAAGGCUCCCUCGAAAAAGCCUGGCACGUCCUCAUGACGCAGCAAGAGACUCCGCAGCUGCAACUUCAUCCGAGGACUUGGUCGAUUGUGGAGAUGGUCAAUGCGAUCAAGCACGUGCAUAUUUCCACAAUCGAUGCCCUUUCGCAACUCUUGCUUGGGUAUCUACUUCCCGAGACUUGCGACCUCCCGGUCGAAGAUUUCAGAUGCGAAAAGGUUCUGCUGCAAGUUUACUUUGAACUAGAUGGUCUGCCUGAUCUCACCUGA